Acomys russatus (golden spiny mouse) is the source of this 957-nucleotide messenger RNA. It is a transcript of the gene Tmed5, whose product is annotated as transmembrane p24 trafficking protein 5. NCBI's taxonomy places the organism in Eukaryota, Metazoa, Chordata, Mammalia, Rodentia, Muridae. Gene Ontology annotation, biological process: Golgi organization; intracellular protein transport; endoplasmic reticulum to Golgi vesicle-mediated transport. The transcript has 4 exons. The coding region runs from base 93 to 785 and encodes 230 amino acids. Gene Ontology annotation, cellular component: COPII-coated ER to Golgi transport vesicle; endoplasmic reticulum-Golgi intermediate compartment; endoplasmic reticulum. The record is from RefSeq and is a predicted model, not a curated record.
AGCGAGCCGCCGCCGCCGCCGCCCUUCCCUCGGACUCAGGAUUUCAAAGCGGAGGCGCCAAGCAUCCUACUUCCAGUUGGAGACCCCCAGGGAUGGGCGGCGGCAGGAUCCGGCCGCCGUUCCCCGUGCUCCUGCUGGCCGCUCUGCCCCUGGCGCUGCCGCGGGGGGCAGCCGGCUUCACGCCCUCUCUGGACAGCGACUUCACCUUCACGCUGCCGGCCGGCCAGAAGGAGUGCUUCUACCAGCCCAUGCCCCAGAAGGCCUCGCUGGAGAUCGAGUACCAGGUUUUAGAUGGAGCAGAAUUGGAUAUUGAUUUCCACCUCACCGCUCCAGAGGGCAGGACCUUAGUUUAUGAGCAAAGGAAAACAGAUGGCGUUCACACUGUGGAGACCGAAGUCGGUGACUACAUGUUCUGCUUUGAUAACACGUUCAGCACCAUUUCCGAGAAGGUAAUUUUCUUUGAGUUGAUCCUGGAUAACAUGGGAGAAGAAGUUGAGGAGCAGGAGGAGUGGAAGAAGCACAUCACCGGCACAGAUGUCCUGGAGAUGAAGCUGGAGGGCAUCCUGGAAUCCAUCAACAGCAUCAAGUCCAGACUAAGCAAGAGCGGCCACAUACAAACUCUGCUGAGAGCAUUUGAAGCCCGUGAUCGGAACAUCCAGGAGAGCAACUUUGACAGAGUCAACUUCUGGUCUGUGGUUAAUUUGAUGGUGAUGGUGGUGGUGUCAGGCAUUCAAGUUUAUAUGCUGAAAAGUCUAUUUGAAGAUAAGAGGAAAAGUAGAACUUAGAGCUGUGAUUACUUAACAUUGAAUAGAAGAGGUAGAAAAUCCUAAUACACGGUUACAGGCAAGAUCAUUAGUCACCUUCCCGAACAUAUUCAGAAAUUAACUAAGGUAUAAAGUUUAAUAUGCAGGGAAAAUCCUCACCUUAUGUCCAGUUGACCGUAUUGGCCCAGUUAUA